AUGUCUCUUUUCCCCCGAGCUUUGCACGAAAGCGAGCCAUCGUCCUUUUCACCUUUAUUCCGCCUCCUUGACGAAUUUGACAACUACAGUCGUCAGGGUGGUAGUUCUUCCCUUGGUCGUGAUGGAAACGCUGGCUCCCUCUUUUGGCAGCCAAAGUUUGACAUUCGCGAGAGCAGCGACCAAUACGAGCUGCACGGUGAAUUUCCAGGCGUGAAAAAGGAAGACAUCUGCAUCGAAUUCCCGGAACCACAGACGCUAGUCAUUCGCGGAAAAUCCGAGCGGACUUAUUCCGGACCAGCGCCAUCGUCCUCGGCUGCCAGGAUCGAAGAUGUUUCGGACAAGCCAACCAUCACCGAAGCAGGCGAGGGCCAUGCCGCCCAUGAUACGACAGAGGCGUCAACCAAAGCCAGCGACAAAACGGAGAAGCCGAAAUACUGGCUCAGAGAACGCAAAGUUGGCGAAUUUUCUCGCUCAUUCAGUUUCCCGUCUCCUGUAGAUCAGGAUGGCAUCUCCGCCGGAUUCAAGGAUGGUAUACUCUCGGUUUCGGUCCCCAAGGCUAAAAAGCCCCAGCCUCGACGCAUUGCUAUCAACUAA
Beauveria bassiana ARSEF 2860 is the source of this 594-nucleotide messenger RNA. RefSeq names its product heat shock protein 30. NCBI's taxonomy places the organism in Eukaryota, Fungi, Ascomycota, Sordariomycetes, Hypocreales, Cordycipitaceae. Gene Ontology annotation, biological process: response to heat; protein complex oligomerization; protein folding. The record is from RefSeq and is a predicted model, not a curated record. The transcript has a single exon. The coding region runs from base 1 to 594 and encodes 197 amino acids.